Ipomoea nil (Japanese morning glory) is the source of this 1833-nucleotide messenger RNA. RefSeq names its product spidroin-1-like. The transcript has a single exon. NCBI's taxonomy places the organism in Eukaryota, Viridiplantae, Streptophyta, Magnoliopsida, Solanales, Convolvulaceae. The record is from RefSeq and is a predicted model, not a curated record. The coding region runs from base 1 to 1833 and encodes 610 amino acids.
AUGAGGGAGCGCGGAGAAGGGGGAGUCAAAAAAGGGCGGGCACAGAGGGGAAGCAAAGGAAGGGCGCAGAGGAGGAAAAGAGGGAGCAGAGGGAAAGGGGACACGAAAAGGGCCGAAAAGACCCACACACCGGGACGAAGGCCGGGAAAAGGGAAGAAGGGCCGGGAGGGCACCGGGAACGGACGCAGGGAGGGCAAGAAAAAAAAAAGGCGGAGGGGCGAACCGCAGCCCAAGCAAAGGGGGCAGAAGGAGGACGCGAGGGGACGCGGAGGAAAGGAGAGAAAGAAGAAGGAGGAGGGACAACAAAAAAGAAGACAGAGGCAGGGCGGGAAGGGAGAAGGAGGGGGCCACAAGGCCGGGAGGCAAAAAAAAAAAGGAGGCAGGAGCAAGAAAGGAAAGAAGAGAAAGAAGGGAGGAGGGAGAGGGGCGGGAGGGGCGCAAGAGAAAAAGGCGGGAGAGGCAAAGGGAGGAAGGGAGGAGAGGCGCGACAGGGCCGGACAAGGGCGGGAGGCAGGGAAAAAAAAGGAGGAAGGAGCAAGAAAGGAAGGAAAAGAAAGAGGGGCAGGAGGGAGAGGGGCGGGAGGGGCGCAAAGGGAAAAAGGGGGACAGGCAAAGGCAGCAAGGGAGGAGAGGCACGACAGGAGCGAGGAGCGGGGGGGGGCACGAGGGGGCGAAGGAAAGAGCAAAGGGAGAAGACAAAAGAAGGCGAGAGAGGGAGGGACCAAGGAGGGGAGGAAGACCAGGAAAAAAGGAAAAAAAGAGAAGGAAGAAAGCCAACCAGAGGAACGACGGGAGAGAGGGGGGGACAACAGAGAGGAGGCAAAGCACACAACAAAGGGAAGGGAGAACGACCGCGCAAGGGCCGGGGGGACAAGCAGCAGGGAGCGGGGAGCGGGAGCGGAGGAGACGAGCGGAGGGGACCAGCGAAGGGAGGGAAGGAGGAACAGGGGGGAGAAAAAAGGACCGCCAAAGGAGGAAAGCAAAGGAAGGGGGCAGAGGGGGCAGGGGGGAAGGGGGCGGGGAAGAGGGGCGAAGGGAGCCGGAAGGAGAGGAGGAGCCAGGGAACGGGGCCGGGAAGGCACCGGGAGGCGAAGGCGAAGAGGAAAGGCGAAGAGAGAAGGAGAACGACACCAGGAAGCGAAGGCGAAGAGGAAAGGCGGAAGAGAACGGAACCACAAAGCCGAAGGGCGGAAGCGCCGCAAACAAGAGGAGGAGAGAGGGAAGAGGGGAGGCCCGAAGGGGAGGGGGGCGCCCGGAGGGCCCGGAGGGGGGGCAACCAGACCGAGACAAGGAGGGGAGGGACAAGGAGAAGCAAGCGGGACGAGAGGAGCGGGCAGGGGGAAACGGAGAAGGACCGAGGGAACGCCGCACGGGCGGAGCGCAAGGGGGAGGGGGAGGAGGGGGGAGAAGAGACCAAGGGGGAACCGCGGCGGCGGCAAGGCGGGAAGGAGGGCCAAAGGGGGCAGAGGCCGGGGCGGAGCAGCAGGGGCCCGGGCGGCGGAACCAGGAGGCACCGGGAGGGACAACGGCCCACAAGGCGCGGGCGGGGCGGAGGGGGGGGGGCCGGGGGGGGGGGACGCAACCGGGGGGAGAAGAAGGACCGAGGGAAAGACGCAAAGGCAACCGGCAAGGAGCGAGGCAGGAACAAGGGCAAGAGUGGCACAGAAGAGAGCGUACCGGAAGAUGACGGGAAGCGAGUCGGUAGGGAACAAAAAAAGCAUUGGGACUAGGAGGCCUAAUGCUGGCGUCAUAGGCGCGGAAAUAAAUCGUAGGGUGAGAGUAGAAAAGGGCACAAGGCAAGACGUAAGAGACUCAAGUGAGCUGGGACCAUAG